AUGGGUUACCAUUGUAUGAAAGAGGGCAUUGCAACAGGAAAAACAUAGAACACAAGGAAGCAAUUCUUUCCUGCUGUUUCCACUUUGCACGAAUUUUUAACACCUUUGUUGGAGACCAAAUGUCUGCUGUGACUUCAGUCAGAAUUCCUCCUGGGCGCUUUGCUGAAGUAUUUGUAGUUUUCUGUUGCAGUUUGCUGCUUACACACCAGUUUAGCUAACAAAAAUAAAAUACAAUAAAACAAUAAAUCAAAUGCUAUCAUCUUGUGUUUCACCUGCUGAAUUUCAGAAAGUGAGAUCUCCAUGGUGUCUGUAGAAAGAAAAGGCUUUCCCUCUGGCACUAUGCUCUUUCAGACUGUCCCCACUUUUUGGCAGAUUCCUGCUAGACUUUGUGUUCUUCAGUUUUUGAGUAAUAUUUGGAAAGACAGUAAAAAAAAAAAAAGAAAAAAAAAUGCUGCUUGUUUCCUGCGAGUCUAUUGCAGAGCUCUGCCUUUCUGGAGAACGGCAAUUUCUGAAGCGUUCAUUUUGCAUGUGAUGAGUUUGGCCAGCCCAGGUCAGUCUCCUCUUUCAGGCCUGGGUGCUGCCAGCCAAUGCAGCCGAUGUCACUCAGCACUGGGUUUAUUACCCCCAAGGCUGAGCUUGCCCUCACCCAGGCUGCAAGGCAGCAUCAUCCCACUGCUGGGAUGCUCUGCGAGAGGAUCCAUUUCUCCUGACCUUCUCACCCUGCUGGCCCUUGGAAGGGAGAAGGAGGUAUUUUGCUGUGGGUGCGCCCGAAGGGCUGGCUUUGGGAGCACAGAUCCUGGCAGAGGCGAUUAGGUGGAGCAGGUUUUCCUGCAAUUGUAGGGGAGAUUUUCCUGUUGUGUUUCGGCUGUGACUGUCUCGCAGUUGCAGACGCAGUCCAUGCUGCCACAGGAUUACUGGGACAGUGGUGGCUGCUACCGCCUGUCCCAGCUGGGCUGCUGGUUCUUUCUGAGAGGUUCAGCAUAAUCCUUGUCUCUGCAGCAAUGUUUCAGCCAGAAGAUGUAGGGCGGGAUCCAGCGAUAGCUGUUCAGCUUCCCUGGAUUUCGCUGACGCCACAGGAAAGCUUUGCCUGAAGAUGGAAACACUGGAGUCGGAACUGACCUGCCCUAUCUGUCUGGAGCUGUUUGAAGACCCGCUGCUGCUGCCUUGCGCUCACAGCCUCUGCUUCAACUGCGCACACCGCAUCCUGGUCUCCCACUGCGCCACCAACGAGCCGGUGGAGUCAAUCACCGCCUUCCAGUGCCCGACGUGCCGCUAUGUCAUCACCCUCAGCCAGCGCGGUCUAGACGGGCUCAAGCGCAACGUCACCCUGCAGAACAUCAUUGACAGAUUUCAGAAAGCCUCGGUCAGCGGGCCCAAUUCCCCCAGCGAGACCCGCCGGGAGCGGGCAUUUGAUAGCAACAGCAUGUCGUCCUGUGAGAAGGUCCUCUGCCAGUUCUGCGACCAGGACCCUGCCCAGGAGGCCGUGAAAACCUGUGUUACCUGCGAGGUAUCCUACUGCGAGGAGUGCCUGAAAGCUACUCACCCCAACAAGAAGCCUUUCACUGGCCACCGUCUCAUCGAGCCCAUCCCAGACUCUCACAUCAGGGGAUUAAUGUGCUUGGAGCAUGAGGACGAGAAAGUUAACAUGUACUGUGUGACUGAUGACCAGUUAAUCUGUGCCUUGUGUAAACUGGUUGGGCGACACCGUGACCAUCAGGUGGCAGCUUUAAGUGAGCGCUAUGACAAGCUAAAGCAAAAUUUGGAAAGUAACCUCACCAACCUUAUUAAGAGGAAUACUGAACUGGAAACUCUUUUGGCGAAACUUAUUCAGACCUGUCAACAUGUAGAAGUAAAUGCAUCCCGCCAAGAAACCAAGUUGAUGGAAGAAUGUGACCAGCUCAUUGAAAUAAUUCAGCAAAGACGACAAAUAAUUGGAACCAAAAUCAAGGAAGGAAAGGUGGUGAGGUUGAGAAAACUGGCUCAGCAGAUUGCGAACUGCAAACAGUGCAUUGAGCGCUCAACAUCCCUCAUCUCUCAGGCUGAACAGUCGCUGAAGGAGAACGAUCACGCUCGCUUCCUACAGACUGCUAAAAAUAUAACUGAAAGGGUUUCUAUGGCAACUGCGUCCUCCCAGGUUCUAAUUCCUGAAAUUAAUCUCAAUGAUACUUUCGAUACUUUCGCACUUGACUUUACCCGGGAGAAGAAAUUGUUGGAAUGCCUUGACUAUCUUACAGCUCCCAACCCACCCACCAUUCGAGAAGAGCUCUGUACAGCUUCUUAUGAUACCAUUACUGUCCACUGGACAUCGGAUGAUGAGUUCAGUGUGGUCUCUUAUGAGCUGCAGUACACCAUCUUCACCGGACAAGCUAAUGUUGUUAGUUUAUGCAACUCAGCCGACAGCUGGAUGAUUGUUCCCAAUAUCAAACAAAACCACUACACAGUGCACGGGUUACAGAGUGGCACUAAGUACAUCUUCGUUGUUAAGGCUAUUAAUCAGGCCGGCAGCAGAAGCAGCGAACCUGGCAAGCUCAAAACAAACAGUCAGCCGUUUAAACUGGACCCCAAAUCUGCUCAUAGAAAAUUGAAAGUGUCUCAUGAUAAUUUGACAGUGGAACGUGAUGAGACAUCUUCCAAGAAGAGUCACACACCAGAGCGAUUCACAAGCCAAGGGAGCUAUGGAGUAGCUGGCAACGUGUUCAUUGACAGCGGGCGACAUUACUGGGAAGUGGUUAUAAGUGGGAGUACAUGGUAUGCCAUUGGUAUUUCUUAUAAAUCAGCACCGAAGCAUGAGUGGAUCGGGAAGAAUUCUGCCUCCUGGGUGCUUUGUCGCUGUAAUAACACAUGGGUGGUACGGCACAACAGCAAAGAAAUCCCCAUAGAGCCUGCACCUCACCUCCGACGGGUUGGGAUUUUGCUGGACUAUGACAAUGGUUCCCUUGCUUUUUAUGAUGCUUUGAACUCCCUACAUCUUUACACUUUUGAUAUUACAUUUGGACAGCCGGUGUGCCCCACGUUCACUGUGUGGAAUAAGUGUUUGACCAUUAUAACUGGCUUACCUAUCCCUGACCACCUAGACUCCUCUGAGCAGCUCGCAUGACUUCAGAAAGCCAAAAGGUAGGACAACGCAUCUUCCCAGGACAGCCAGACUGUUGCCCACAGGAGCUUGCCUGGAGCUGGCAGACAAGCAUCCUGGCUAUUGCUGCCAAAUCUGGCCAGAACUGAAAAAGAGAGAAUAUCUCUUUACAGUGUGCUUUGUACGGAAGGAGAAGUGGCUUUAAUAAUAUCUUAGAACUUUCUUUUGCAGUUGGUUUUGUUUGGUUGGUUUUGUAUUUAGUCUCUUACAGGAAGAUUUAUAAAUUAUUUAUAAAAACAAAAAAAAAAAAUUAAAAGAGAGAAGGGAAAGCCUGAUUUGGACACCUGGAACCUGACUUCUUUGUUUUGCACAUUGAUGGUCCUAUUAAUUAAAGUUUCAUCAGCCCAUAACAUCAUUUUAUUUUACAGUGGAUAAAAGGAGGAAAUUGGAAAGAUGAAAACUGUGCAGUGGACAAGUUGGUGAACAGCAGGUUUUAUUCAUACCAGUAUUAGAGCACUCAUUACCAAUCUUAUUGAGUACCAGAUCUCUUGAUUUCUACCCUGCACAAGAGAAUGUGCAGACUAGAAAGGUCAAAAAUAAACAAAUGAAGAAGUGGAGUUCACCAACACAGCAGAAGAAGAAAUUUUGAUUUAUUUCUUUUCGCAGAGGAGUGCUCUCUCUGUUCAUAGAAAACAUAUGGAUUAUCUCCUAGAAAUAUGAGGGCACAAAUCAUCUGGUUAUUUAUUUUAUUGAUGGCAGCAUUCCCAUCUACCAGUGCUCCACCUUCAUCAUUGAGAUACAUUGUAGAAACACUGAGGAUGUGAAAGACUGAUACCAUCUCUGAAAAUCAGCAACACUAGAGAAGAGCAGCCAAUCUGAGAUCUGACUGUAGACUAAUUUGAUAAAGCACAGCUUCAUUUAAGAAUUGAUUAUAAUAGAAGAUGUCACGGUUCUGGUGGUAGACAUGUGAAUGGUUAUUGCUGAUUUUACAAGGAUCAACUUAGCAAACACAGACAACAACUCGGAAGUGAGACAUGUGCCACUUUACCAUUGAUUUUCAAUUAACUACAAAUGUUUCAUUGUCGUAUACUAUGUAGUCUGUCUAACAAAGUAAGGAAAUCUGUUUUACAUGUGCUGUAUGGAGAAACACUGCAGCUGGGGUUUGCUCAUGGUUAUCAUUGUCCUGGGUUGUUUGGGAAAGCACAGUUCUCUGUGAAUGAGGAGUACGUAAGUUUUCAGCAGAAGCAGCAAUCUGCACCGGCAGGCCCUACUUUUAUCCUGGUGUUGGUGGAUGAACUUCAGUGAAGGCAAUAGAGGUUGUACCUACUUUAUCUCAACACUGAAUCAUGUGCAUUUUUUUUCUCUUUUCUUUCUACAGAACAGAAGCCCUUUGUAAUUAUUACAAUACUUGUGUAUAAAUGAUCAUUUGGGGAGAUGCUUGAGGCCUAUGACAACUUUAAAAGAAUGGGUUUCCUACAGUGUUUUGUUGUUACCAUGCAGAUGGUGACAAUCUACCUGUGUAGAAGAGGAUAAAUUGAAUAUCAGUUCUAAGAAAAGAUAUGGUCAGUAAUUUAUAACCAUGCUUUAGGUGUCUUUUGAAAAGGAUGCCUUAAUAUACUUUGUUCGCUAAUGCAUACAAGGUAAAAUGUUCCCAAGCUCAGCUUCAUUUUUUUCAUAUACCCGUUCUCCAGGUACCAAGCUGUACCAAGCUGUUUGCCUUAUGAUGAUAUCAAAAACACACGCAAGAUGAGAAAUACCUACUUGCCUAUUGGGUUUUUUAAUCUUUUCCUAAUAGAAAACUUAUGCCUAUGUAUGUUCUUUGAUUUCCCUCUAUAUGCCCUGCUAAUUGCUGAAUUAAAUGGAGGAAAGUCUGAUAGUACAUUGCUGGUACCAUGGCUUUCAGCUUGGGCAGCAUCCCAUGGUUCACAGGUAGGAGCUGCUGAUCUUCCUGGAGAUGACAUAAAUAAGGGAAAAUGUGUACAUACAGUGAGCUGCAGUGUUUAUCAUAGUGUCUUUGAUGAUACAGAAAUAUAUGCUCUCAAAAAUUAAAAGCGAAUAAAUCCCCAAACAUUACAUUUUCUAAUUGAGCACCAAUGCAGUCUGAUGUCCAUUGCCCAUAUAACCUGGCCUGGGAUGUUUGGAAGGUAGCUGAAAUGGCAUGAAAAUUAUUAUGCUGAAUUUGCAGGAGAUGACUAAUACAAAGCAGUGAUAAAAAGAUACAGGAGGAUGUAGGAUUCAAAUAUAGGAUUAUUGCCAAGUUUCUGCCUAAAAUGAGAGGGUGUAUUACCAAAGUACACAUAGCAAGUCUGUGUAUCUUUUCUUUUCCAGAAAUAUUAAAUCUAGAACCUAAUUUCAUUAGUGGACGAACUAAAACACUAUUCAGUGUUUGGCCGUACAAAGUUGGCAGAGAUUGAGCUGGAUGAAAGUAAUAUUAUGGAUUUGGAAAGAUCCCAAAUGAUCUCACGUAUUUUCACUGUAAAGAUAGACUGAGUCUAAAGACAGAUCAUGGUUUUGGCAAAUGGAAAAAGAAUGGUCUGUUAACUAUAGGCCUUGCUGUAUCAUUUUCAUAUUAACGCAGAUUACUUCAUUUGAAGCUAAGCUGCAUUUCAUCAGCGGACUAUUAGUUCAGUCAGUACUCUUUGUGCAGAUAUGUUUGUGUAUAUAUGUAUACAUAUGUAUGGGUAUGCACAGACCAAUACAUUGAAAAAUACAGUGUGAAAUUUGUGUAUAUGCAUACAUAUUUAUAUGCAAACACAGACUGACAGUUAUUAGUCAGGUGUUCCUUUUUGCCUGUUUUGUGAAAAAUUUCGUAUUCUGUAUGACCAUGAGGAAGCAAGUUUGCUAUGAGUGAUAUUCUUAUGGACUUUUUUUAAUGAACAAAAUCUGUUUAUUUUACAAUACUUGAUUCAAUGCCUGAUUAAUCAAUAAAAACAUCAAUUUGAAAAUGUAGCUUCUGUGGUCUGUGGCAUUUUGCAUGGUCCAUAGUAAUCAAUUGAAAUCGGGGGGAAAGGAAGUCCGCGUGUAAAAAUAAAGCAUGGUACUUCGAUGUAGCGUGCAGUCUUAGAUGAGGGGUUUUCCCUGGUUUUUGAAAGUUUUGUGACUAGGAACGAGGUAGUGUUGUAUAAUGCCAUGUUUAACAAAGGCAGAUUAUUGAGGAAUAGUCUGCUUAUAUGCAAGCAAUGAAUGUAGUAGGUAAAGCAUGUGUUGGUAUAAUGAUUGUUUCAAAGGUGUAUUUAAAACCCAAGUUGUGAUUCAGCAGAGUUGGAGCAAACUCGGAAGCUCUUUAGAAGACAGUAGCAUUGGCUCAGAGUAGUCAAAGAUCUUGUCUAGCUUGAGGUAGUGGAAUGGUGGGGGACUUUUUCUCUCUGAGACCAGGUAAGAUUUUCCGUGUGUUAGACUCCCAUGUGCUAAUGCAUAUCUGGUGGGGGAAAAAAAAAUCAAGAAGGGGCUGUAUAUCAUGAAUUAUUUAUUAGACUGUCUCCAGCCCACGUAGUUGCCCUUUGCUGCAUUUUCUGCCUAGAGUUUAUUCUUUGUUUUAGGUAUCACAUUUCUCAAUCACUCAGUGAAGAGACCCCUACUGAGCAGCUGCUCCCAAGGGUGGGAAGCGUAAAAAUCCCUCAGGUGUGGGUACACUGUGAAAAGCUGAAUAUCUGCAAGUACAGGUGAAAACAUAUGCACUUUCUUCAUUGUAUUAGCAAUAGUAGAUCACUAAACAGCAGUGUGCAUGAUCUGUUUUAAUCCUGUGACUUAACUGCAAAGACUGCUAUUUUGAUGCUAAAAAAUGCAACAGGACACUAUUGACAGCACAAAUUAAAGUAUCAACUAAUUUAACCAUUUCAUUUUGAGAUAGUCAGCAGUUAUAGCAAUAUGAAGAGCUAUUUGAUCUGGGAGAUUUCAUUAAACAAUUAAUUGGCAUCCAACACAGUAUUUCUUUUUUAUUUAUUCUGAUAAGGCAGAUGCCUAGUAGUUUACACAUUCUGCUUUUAGUUAUAACAGCACGAAUUCCAGAUAAGUUCAUGUGCCAAAACAAAAUGAGAACUGCUAUUGACUCUUACCUGCGUCACCAAAACCGAGGCUAUUUGUUUUAAUUAGAAGCAGUGUCUAAAUUUCUGCUUUAGGAGUGAAGAAGUGUUAGAUCCACAUAGGAAGUACACACUGGGCCAUCUCAGUAACGGGCCUGAAGGCCAUCGUUAGGGCAGCUUUGGGAAGACAGUGAUAAAGAAAAAAUGUGCACAGGUGUCUACAUAUUUUAGAGCGAUGCACUGGCAAUUUUCUUGUAACACCAUCUGUAAUGUCUUUUCACUUACUGAUCUUUCAAGUAGUGAGUAGUAGACAUGUAUUAAGAUUUAGGAAUGUAAAAUGUGGUGUUUUCCUGUGUUAUUAGGUUGGUUGCUUAUUUAGAAAUUAGCAUAGUGUUCUGAACUUCGGCCUUAAUUUUUAUCUUCUCCACAUAGAGGAAAAGCCCUUGUCACUCCCAAGUGCUGAUGGUGAGUGUUCUAGAUUAUGCUGAGUUAUUUGUUUUUAUUGCACUUUCUGAAGUAAAAGAAACUCUCUUUACAUUUAAAACUUUGAUUUUCAUAUUAAAAAAAAAAAAGACUGAAAAGAAAUUAUGUUAACAAUGCUUUGGUGUGGAUGGUACUCUUGGUUUGGACUGUAAAGCUUAAGGUAUCUGUAUACAUUAAUCUCUGUGCCAGGAUAGACUUAUUUGUCAUUCAUGUGGGAGUUGAGCAGUACAGGUGCAAGUGUUUUCUUCCAAGGUAGGCUUUUUGCAUUAAUUUUGCUCUUGGGGUGGAAUAUUCUGUUUCUUUUUUUUUUUUUUUUUUAACUGAUUUUCUGAUUCAAGUGCAGACCGUGUUUGUAAGACUGCAAGUAAUAUAAUCGUUUGUCACCAUACUUAUUUUAGCAAGCCCUACCAUGUCACAUGCUUCUGGCAGGUCACUGAGCACAUCGACUGCAGCUAUAACCUUUGCAACAUCACCUCCAAUAUGUGGACUGAUGUUUAAGCUAUUGACCAAGUAAAUAAAUUUCCCAGGUCAGAUUCAUUUUGCUUUGAGUAAGGAAUGCUAGUGCAAAUGGUGGGACCAGUUUAAGGUGAGAGGCUUAUGUAUUUCACGAAGAUGAAAAGAUGUGGGAUUAAAUACUAUCAGUGUUGAGGCAGUUAUGGUUGGAAGCAUGACAAUGUAUUUGAUCUUCUAUUACAACGUGUUCAAUGGUACUGUUAUUACUGCUGCCUGAGAGAGGGAUAGAGGUAGCAAAAGAGGGAGUUCUGGAGCACUGCUGAGAGAGAUCACUCAGAGUGACGGGACAGGUGGAAACCUGCCACCGCUACUUGCUCUGGCACCAUGCUGCAGUUCUGCUAAGCAAGUCUGCGCCUAUUCUUCAUUUUGUUACAGCUCAGCCCCAAUCCACAUUCCCAAAUGACAGGGAAAAAAUAUUGCUAUUAUGUAUUUGAAAUCCUAACCCAAAUAAAAGCCCCGGGCCUUGAUUCUCUUUUAUUUGCCGACAAUUUUUUUUCAUCUGUUGACUUUAAAGGAGAUAGUCCUGAUUUACACAGGGGUAGUAGGUACAAGCCCAUGAAUGUUCAGUUUCCAAAGGGUCAAACCCAAGUGAAGCAGGAUCCCCUGUGCGAACAGCUCAGCAUUCCUACUAAAUUAUGUCUUUGGAAAAAGCACGUUAGCUGCUAGCAAAACUGCAGUUUCCCAUGAGCUGUUUCCCAAGUCCAGCACAGGUGUGUUUUGAAAUGUAUGGUUCUUUUAAAAUGUAUGGGUCAAUAACAUUCUUCUUGGGUGAAUUGUUCAGGCAAUGCUUUGCCAUUUCCUCCAAGAGGGUGGGAACAAUUCUCUUAGCAGGUGCUGUGUUACUUUUACAAAAAUCGUGAGAAUGGCAAAUGCAUAAGUUAUGAUAUAAUGCUGCAACAUAAGACUAUUGUUCCUGAACUUCCAUUUAAAGUGGAUAAUAACUAAAUAAAUUUAGAAGUCCACUUCCUCGAGUUGCUUAUCUUAAUUUAUAUAAUUAUUUGAUUGUAUAGAGGUGUUUCCUUUCAAGGAAUAUCACCACAUUUCUUUUUAGUUCACAGAGACUCAUAGUAAUUAGGAUUAUUCCUGAAAAUCCAUAAAUUCAAGGAAUAGCUUAUAAUCAAGCCUUUGACAGACAGAAAAUGGAGGCUUUGUGUUUUGCAUCGCGUUAGUCAUUGAACAGAGAGAAAAAAAGCUAUAGUGGUUUAGAUCACCAAAACAUUUAAAAGAUGACCGACAGCAGCUGUGCAAUAAGAUGGGAAAGUUUUCAUGAGCCAUUUUUUACUUCUCCCUCAUUUUUAUUUUAUAUGGUGAACAAACUAGUCGACUUGAAAAUAUUUCUCUGUUUAUUCUUCCAUUUUUUCACUUUUUUCUUCUUUCAGUCUCAUUUUCAGCUUUCAGUCUCAUUUUCACAUUUUAAAUAUUAGAGUUGCAAGAGGUGUGUGUUUUAAAAAGUGGGAUUUAUCUUUUAUUUUCUGGAAAAUCACCUUUUGCAGGAGGCUUACAGAAAAUGAAAUGAGAAGUCAAAAUACUAAUGCAAUAUGGCAACUUGAAAGUUGAGAAUAUUUUUUAAUUAGAAGCUAAAGAAGGAAUGCAGGUAACCCUGUCACUCUUCUACAAUUACUGAAUUAUUUUAUUUCAUUAUUCUGAGCUUAAUAGUAUUGCUUUCUAAUUAAAACAGGGUCAUGAGACCUGAUUAAGGAGCACAAUCAGAGGAAUAGUAGACUAUUUUAGGAUAAACCUGGAACGAGUUCACUUUAAUAGUGAUCUGUAUAUUCAGCCUCAUUAAUAUCAGCUCAGGUUUUUGAUUUGUUUGGGGUUGGGGUUUUUUUUUCAUUUUUAAAUAUUGUAUGCCCUCUCCAGAAGGAGCACUGAGCCUACAAGUAUGUGUCUCUUUUGGGAAGUAUACGGUCUGAUUCCUUUUGGAACUGGGAAAAAGUCCUUCCUGUGGCAGGUGUGAAGGUGCUGCUAGCACAGUGAGGACAUGUCCUACUGCCAGGGGACAAUUUGAUCUGUAUUUCUGUCAUCUUGUCUGUACCAGUAGUAGUGAUGGACAAAUUGAGGAUGAAAAAAAGUUCAGCUUACAUCUGCAUAUUCAUUGCACAUCCAUUAAAGUUGAAAUUGAAAAUGUUUGGGUUUUCUUUAGCCGUUAGGUUUUGUCAAACUGUCUUGAAAAUAAACCUUGCUGCUAUAAUGUCAGUAGUUUAUGGCAGAAGGUAGAGGUGAGGAACAACGCAGGACCUAGAGAGCAAGUACAGGUGCAGGCUGAGUUCAGAAUAGCAGAACACUGCUCAUAAACAUAGUUUACAUCAAUUCUAAUUGGAAUUAUUCAUGUAGGUGUAAAGAGAGAAAGACAACUGAAUUCAGCCUUGCCAUGUGCAUAAAUAAUGGUCUGUACAAAGUAGCACAGGGGCUGAAACAAUUGCUAACCAGGGCUUUUUCCUGUAAAAUUAAUAAUUGCUAUUGUUUCUCUUCUAACAGGUAGGUCGUAACAUUCCUACAUUGCAUAUAUUUCAUCAAACAGGAGGUAUUAUUCAGAAAGUGCUGCAGAUUAUGCUGUGAAUUCUUACAAAUGCAAGACGAAUUGAGGACAUUAGGAUAAAUCUUUGAAUGAUAUACACAAAAAGAACAACAUUAAAAACGUUGUUUGUUUCACAAUCAAUAAUUCAAACGUCUGUAUCCAAAUCAUCCAUUCUUAUUAGAAUCCUCAUGCUGCCUUCCUCCAUCCCUCCAUGGAGAGGAUGAAACAGGAACAAUUUGUCUUCUUGUUCCUAUGAAGUCAGCACUCCAUAUUAGUGUUAUUUGGAAAUCUCUCAGGAUGAAUAAAUUUAUUUGGAACAAGUACACAUUUCCCACCAGUCAUGGAGCCUGAAUAAGCCAUUAGUGAGUUUCAAGGAUACAUCACCAUUAAGUUAUGAAUGCUUUCAUGUAUUUUUAACUCUACAAGAAGAAACACGUAGCAUUAAAAAAAUCGCCAAAUUUUAUACAGAUGUGGGAAUAGAUAUCUUUUUGUUUCCAACUACAAAGCUGUUAUUUGGUACGGGGACAGGAAAAUAUCUUUAUGGACUUGGUGUAAAACACCUGCACUUGUGCUGGUUCUCAUGCACGCAGAAGUGCUGUAGCCCUAGGUCCUGACAACCUUUUACUUAUCUGGGGAAUUCAAAAUCUCGGCAAAUCAUGCUUAGGGAUGGGCUGGUGCAGAUGUCUACAUCUUCCCUCAAAAGAUUUCUUUCUGGCACAGCUUUUUCUGCCAGUGAGAUCAUAAGCUGGAACUUGUCUCCACAUCUCGUGUGGCAGCAGAAUUCUGCUAUGAAGCUUUAAGCAGGCUUCUCUGACUAAUGAAACUGACCCUGUAGAAGGAGAGGUUUAACUAGCUUCACUAGCAAGAUUCAUAUGUUUCUUCAGUAGCUUCCUCAGCUUUUGCUCAUAGUUAGGAAAUACAAAGGAAAUCUGCUGCAAGACAGGGUGUGAAGAACAUACGUCUCCUAAAGACAUGUCCAAAAGAAUCAAAGAGUAAAUUUUAAGUGACAUCCAUCCUCAUAGGAAGUUCUGCAUAAGAAGGCUGGGAUACAUUUUUCCAUGUUUCCAUGAGGGCAUGGAAAGCUACCUCCUAUGUGCCUGAGGUGCUGAGAGGCAUGGUUUAGGGAGUGUUAGGAAUGGUUGGACUCGAUGACUCAGUGGGUCCCUUCCAACCUAGUGAUUCUAUGAUUCUAGUUUGGUAGUGCUUGUAGGGCAGACAGGCCUCACAGUUAAUUCUGAGAAGUGGAAAAUCAUUAUCCUGUGCUUUUCUCCCCAGUCUCCUAAAAGUUUGACAAAUGGGAAGAAAAAAAUCUCAAAUUCCACUGCAUGAAGGCUCAUAGCACUGGUCAUUAUUGUCAAAACAAAGACAAUGCAAGAAGAGGCAACCAAACCUCUGUGUGCAAAAUUGUUAUUUGUUACAACUGACAUACCUGAUAUAUUUUUAAUCAGAUUAAUAAUAGUAACAGAAAAAAAGGGGAUGAUUUAUCGUUACUGGAACUCUGAUAAUGAAAGGCAGAGGCAGAAGUUGAAGACAGAAUUAAAAUAAAAGGGGAAUGCACCUAGGAAGGUAAAACCAUAAAAGGUUGCUACCAGAGUGCAAUGAGUCUGGUAGAAGACUGGACUGCAAAAUUCAUGUCUGCCAUAGUCAAGAUAUUCAGUAACACAGGAUCAGAGGUACGAUCAUCAGAAAGGAAAGCCAAGAGGAAGCCUAGGUAAGAAGAUGAGAUGCAUAUGUUGUUUAUUUCAUCUAGUAAUUGAUGGCUGAAGGGAGAUAGGGUAGGUUUGUCUGUAAACAUAUCAUAGAAUCACAGAAUCAUAGGAUGCUUUGGAUCAGAAGGGACCUUAAAGCUCAUCUAGUCCAUGGGCAGAGACACUUUCUGCUAGGUGGAAAGCUAGGCUGCUCAAAGCUCCAUAUAGCAUGGCUUAAACACAUCCAGAGAUGGGACAUCCAUGACUUCUCUGGGCAACGUGUUUCAGUGCCUCACUACUCUGAUUUGGGCAAGCAUCAGGAAAGGAGAAUAACAGUUUAAAGUAAAAGUCAAGAAUAAAUGUAGUCAAUUUGAUUAUAUACAGUUAGCUCUGUAGAAAUCAAGGUUACUUCACAGGACAGCAAGAGGAAAAGAACUUCGCUGUUUCUGUGAAGUUUUGUAGGUGAGAUUAAUCACACUUCAAUCUAAAUGUUCAAAUAUUAGCUGAAAUAUUGUUAUUUUUUUCAAAGCAAAUUAUUUAUUAUAAUGCUUCAGUAAAAUGGCCGUUGAGGCAGUCAGUGAAUGAAAAUGCAUCUAUUUGACUACAGAACAAACUGCCUUGGAGAUUAUAUGUGAUUGUAUGCAUCCUAUUGCUUUGAUCAUGUGCAAAAGUAUUUUGGACCCCAAACAGGGCAGUUUAUCCAAUGCUGCAAAAUGCUAUGUACUAAUAGUUAGCAUUGUUCUAGCAUUAUUCUUAAAGUUUGUUUUAAUAGAUGUCACAGUCAUGUUUCCUCAAUUCAAUACGUAACUACAAUAUUGUAUCAAAGCUAGUGUAGCUAGACAUCUGUUGACAUGGCUGCGUCAUUGAUUACUUACAGUAGGAGGAUUGUAUUGGUAUGGUAGACUGAGUGCAAGUAUUAAACUCACAGUGUCUGUGCCUAAUGGACUUUGUUUAUGGAAUCAAUAGCUCCCCAUCAAAACUCUCUUCUAAUGGAAAAGUAUCCAACAACUGUAAGUUAAAAGGAAUAUAUAAGGGAGACCUGAGAAGUGCGGCUUUUUAACAUAUAAGCCAAAUGCUGAGGUCACAAAUACUUAUUUUACUAUGUAAUUUAUUUGCAUCUCCUGCAAAGGAAGUAGGGCUGAUUCUUUGAAGGAUAACGGAGAGUCCUUUUGAAAUUCAUGGCCAAUUGUUUUGGAUGGCCACUAUCCAGAUAGUCUUAAUGGGGAGAGAAAACUAAUCUGUCGUGGAUGUAAAUAACCCUUUUUCCAGGCUUCUAUCUUAGGCUUGCCUCUCUACGCUGUAUGGGUUACAUUCAGAGGUUUCUUCUCUAUGUCUGUCUAUCUCUAAACAGCAUGAGUAUUUAUCUAAUGAUGCUUUGGUGAGGUAUGAUUCAUCCUUCAGGUUCACAGACUUGCACAGUUUGAAAAAAAACCUUCACAUACAAAGUAUUGUUAACAGCUUGCUCUGUGUAAAAGGGAAGGAAAUAACUCAGGCUGAAGAAAUGUGGAGAUUGUUAAUGCUCUUCGGGCUAAUAGAAAAAUAAUUGUUCAACUAAAAGGUGAGAGUUUCUGCAGGAAGCGCUUUCUUAUGGGAAAAUUAUUAGAGCCCCAGGAAAGAUAACUAAGGAGAACUGGCAGAAAAUCACCCAAACUGGGCAAACAUUUUGGAAAAUGCUUGGCAAAGAGGGACUAAAUAGGGUUCAAGUCACAGUGAAAAGUGGAGUAUGGACAGGAUUGAGAUACUCUGGUUUGCUUUAGAGGGACCAGUCUGAGGAUUUCUGUUUGCAGAGAAGAUGGGAAUAGCUUGCCAAACUCUACUGGCCCAUCCCGCUUAGGGGUCUCAGAGUCAAGCAGCAGAAGAAAAUUAAGGGACUGAAAUACAAGUCAAGAAAGAAGGAACUGGGAACAUUUUCAUUUCCUUUUCUACUCAUUAAAAAGAAAAAAAAAUUGAAACAUCCAAUAGCAGGAAGCAGCAUAUCAGGAAAAACUUUUGUAAAAUGACCGUCUUUCUCCAUACAUUUGUGAUUUGUAACACCAAUGAUUAUUGAAACGGGGACAGCUUUCAAACUGCAACUUAUUUUCACUGAUUGUGCUUAUUACUUUUGUUAAUUUUCACUGUUUGAGCAAAGUGUUCCUUAUUUCUGCUGCCUAAAACUCAGUCAGCCUAUGAUCCUAAUUCAUGUGCAAACGGCUUUACAUCCUUAGUCCUUAGGUGUUUCCCAGUCCAUACAAGCAUGGAAUUAAUCCUGUAUCUUUAUAAACCCUGGGCCUUUCCAAUAACACAGUGGGAAUUUUGAGCCCCCCUUUUCUAGCUUUAGUUGAUCUUACAAAGGUUUUUGGUAAAUGAUAUAACUAGGCAGGUAUGUUGUCCCUGUGAGGCCUCUAGGUUUGGGAGCUUGGUGGGUUGAUGUGAUAGAAGUAGAGCUUGGUGGUUUGAUGUGACAGGAGUAGGACUGAUCUGUCUUACACAGAAACAGGCACUGAUUAAGUGGUUAAAAGUAACAGCAGAUGGUUUUGUGUGGAAUUGCUGGGAUGGAAUGUCUCUGAAGGGUGGUGAGGACGUUUGACGCUGGAUGAUGAGGAAGCUUUGUCAAGGCGUUGGUGAGGUCUCACUAUCAAGGAUGUUAAUGAAAUGUAACUACAGUCACUGUAAUUCAAAAGGAUUUUGACAAAAUCUUUGUAAGGUUAUUUUGCUCUGAAUGGUGUUAAAAUAUGGAAUUCAUGUAAAUGUAAAUGAACUGAUGUUUAGUUACUGGAAUAAGAUACUGCAGAUGUAUUGUGGGACAUAUAUAAAUGAAUGUGUAAUCUAGAUCAUUUGGGUUAUAAAAGAUGGUGCUUUGACCAUCUGUUGGUGACUUUCUUUUACCAGGCUAAGGAAAUUCUGGAUAUGAAAAGAAGUAACAAUUUAUUAGGAAGUUUUGGAUUCUAUG
This is a messenger RNA of Cuculus canorus (common cuckoo), 15226 nucleotides long. It is a transcript of the gene MID1, whose product is annotated as midline 1. Gene Ontology annotation, molecular function: zinc ion binding; protein binding. Lineage: Eukaryota; Metazoa; Chordata; Aves; Cuculiformes; Cuculidae. Bases 1094 to 3097 code for a protein of 667 amino acids. The record is from RefSeq and is a predicted model, not a curated record. The transcript is spliced from 10 exons.